Molecule: messenger RNA, 1812 nt
Organism: Drosophila serrata
Lineage: Eukaryota; Metazoa; Arthropoda; Insecta; Diptera; Drosophilidae
Gene: Alp10
Product: Alkaline phosphatase 10
Biological process (GO): dephosphorylation
Molecular function (GO): alkaline phosphatase activity
Source: RefSeq, a predicted model, not a curated record
UUCAACCGGAGUAAUUCUCAUUUUAAAGUUUCAAAAAUGAGAACCAAUUGUAGUGCCUUAAUCUUGUGCUCUUUCUUGGCUCUCCUGUUCCUCCAGGUUCGGGGUGAACUAACCGAUCAGCCGGAGAAAGAACAUCAUCCCCGGCUGCUAGCCUCACGCGACUUUGUGGCCCUUGAUGAGGAGCUGGAAACACGUUUCUGGCACGAUAAGGCCCAAUCGAUUCUGGCCGAUAAGUUGGCCGGACUUCAGAAGCUGAACGAGAACCGUGCCAAGAAUGUGAUCUUGUUCAUGGGCGAUGGCAUGUCCAUUCACACAAUUGCAGCCACUCGUGACUUUAUGGGUGAUAGCAACAAGCAGGUGUCCUUUGAGAAGUUCCCCUACUUGGGUCUGUCCAAGACGUACGCGGUGGAUGAAAGGACUCCGGAUUCAGCCAAUACAGCCACUGCAUACUUAAACGGUGUGAAGGCCAACUAUGGCACCAUCGGUGUCAAUGCUCAGGUGAAACGUGGUGACUGUGUGGCUGCCACAAAUGUCAGUACACACACUCAGAGCAUUGCCCAGUGGGCUCAGGAGGCGGGCAAGUGGGCGGGUAUUGUGACCACUGCCAGGGUAACCCAUGCCUCGCCAGCUGGAGCUUAUGCUCAUAUUGCUGAUAGGAAUUGGGAAUUCGAUGGUGAGAUCAUCGAUUCCAACUGCAGUCCCGAACUCAACACGGACAUUGCCCGUCAGUUGGUGGAGUGGCCAGUGGGUCAGGAACUUCGGGUGAUCAUGGGCGGCGGUCGAGUGAAUUUCCGAGAUAAGUCAAUGCACGAUGAGGUGGGAGUUUCGGGUGUUCGAUCCGAUGGUAGGGAUCUGAUCAAGGAUUGGCAAGAGAUCAAGGAGCAACAAGGAGUCGAGGGCAAAUAUGUGUGGUCACUCAAGGGUCUGAGGGAGACGGAUCUCAGCAAGACGGAUUACCUUCUCGGGCUCUUUGAGACUUCACAUUUGCCAUAUCAUGGCGAUCGUCAGAGAACCCACUACGAAGAGGCUGAACCUUCGCUCUCUGACAUGACCGAGGCGGCCAUCAAGAUGCUGAGCAGAAAUGAGAAGGGUUACUUCCUGUUUGUGGAGAGUGGCAGAAUUGAUAUGGCCCACCAUGACACCAAGGCCAGGAAGGCUCUGGAGGAUACCCAAGAGUUUGCCGCGGCCGUGGAAAUGGCCAGGAAAAUGACCAGCGAAGAGGAUACUCUAAUUGUGGUGACUUCAGAUCAUUCGCACACCAUGUCCAUUAAUGGAUAUCCGUACCGUCGUCAGAACAUCCUAUCCUUGGCUCCCAACCUGGCUGAUGACGAGCUGCCCUUCACUAUUCUGUCCUAUGCCAAUGGUCCUGGUUUUACGGAUACCUACAGCACAGAUACCGGUCGCAUUGAUCUCUCACGUGUGGACACCACCAAGGAGGACUUUGAAUUCCAGGCCACGGUCCCUUUGAGUAGCGAAACCCAUGGUGCCGAGGAUGUGGGUGUCUUUGCCUCUGGUCCCUUCGAGCAUCUCUUUACGGGAAAUUACGAGCAGAGCUCCAUUCCAGCCCUGAUGGCAUAUGCAGCCAAUAUGGGACCCUUUGCCAAAGACAAACUGGAUGAGUAAAGUCUCGUAAACUCAUAAGGAAUACUCAAUAAAUAAAGAGAGUGUAGUUUAAGAUGAACUCCCAAAGGAGUGUAUAUACUUAAAAUUAAGGGAAAAUUAUAGAAGAUAUAUUCAAAAAUCCGAAAAAUGGGUUGUAAAUAAAGAAGACUUAUGUAGGGGAAACAUUAAACGCUAAUAUUAUAAUAUAAA